Neltuma alba is the source of this 2238-nucleotide messenger RNA. RefSeq lists its product as uncharacterized. The transcript has 5 exons. Bases 317 to 1501 code for a protein of 394 amino acids. NCBI's taxonomy places the organism in Eukaryota, Viridiplantae, Streptophyta, Magnoliopsida, Fabales, Fabaceae. The record is from RefSeq and is a predicted model, not a curated record.
UCGUGUUGCAUACGAGUUGUUCUUAUGUUUGAGUCCAUUUUCUUUGACUUUUUUUGUUUGGUUGCUAAGAAAACGGAAGAAGAGAAUCAGAAUUCUCCCGUCUGUUUUGUUUUCCGUUGGCCUGAUAUAGUAAUGAGUUAUUUCCUGGUGUUAUCUGCUUGCUUUCUUCUAACAUAACAAAACCUUUGAAAAAAUAAAUAAAAGAAAAAAGAAAAGGAAACCCCCAAACUCAACCAAAUUACUGGCGCGAAGCUCAGUUGAUUGGUUAUUCCACCUCCAGAUUCUGAACUUAAUUCGAUGAGAUGAAAUCGGUUUAAUGCCUUUCAUUCUUUUGAUCAAUAGCACUUCGGUCAUGACUGAUCGAUGCGUAUCUAUCUAUAUGUGUGAUCGGGUGUUCUGGCUGAAAUUUGCCAACAAUAUAUUAGCAAAUAUGAAAUUCAAGAAAGGGACCAAGGUGGAAGUAUUAAGCAAAACAGAGGUGCCUUCUGGCUCCUGGCGAUGUGCAGUGAUCAUCUGUGGUAAUGGCCACCACUACUCUGUUAGAUAUGAUGGAUAUGACGGCGCUCCUAGCAAGGAAAUUGCGGAGAGGGUACCCAGGAAAUCCAUAAGACCAUGUCCUCCUGUCCUUGAAGCCACGGAGGAUUGGAGACCAGGUGAUGUAGUAGAGGUCUGUCGGAAUUCCUCCUGGUCAAUGGCUACAGUUUUGAAGGUUCUGGGGACGGAGUGCAUUUUGGUCAGGCUGCUUGGGUCGUCUUUGGAAUUUAAAGUGAACAAAUUUGACAUCCGGGUGAGACAGUCUUGGCUAGAUGGCAAAUGGAUUGUGGUUGGAAAGGGAACUUCCAGAUGUGAGAGUGGAAAACGUGAUGAUACACUUGCUCCCAAGCUUUAUUUAAUGUCUAGUGCCCGAGGUCAGCAAACAACCUUGAAGACAAAACGGUCUUUUGACCAUGAUUAUCUUCACGACCAGAAAAAAGUGAAUGUUCUGAAUUCCCAUCUUGGUUCUAGAACAUUGAAGCGAAGCAGCCAUUCACAAGUUGGGUUAUAUGAAGAACCUCCCCUGAAGCUGAGAGCAACCAAUAAUGAAGGUAGAUAUCAGAGAGCAAGAGUUGCAUGUCCAUCCAUGCUGCCCAAGCACGUGGAUGGUGCUGCUGUCCCAAGGGGCAUUCAGGUUGAAGAAUACAGAGAAAACUUUGAAACAAAUGAUGCCGAUGAGGUCUCAAGCUCUGUUUGUAGUUGUAGUAUCAAUGACUGCAAUUUGAAUAAAGCACGCUAUCUUAUAUCUGCAGGUCUUGUAGAGGAUUUAGAAGGUGCAACUUCUGAUGCUGAAUCUGCAUGCCAUUCUAGAUACGAGGAAGGGAGUCAUUCCCUUUUAUCAGAAGAAGAAAUGGCAGCAGAAAUCCAUAGGGCCAUGAUGGAGGCAUAUAGAUGUUGCUUCCAGGAGUCUACAGAUGAUGGCGCUUGCCAUCUUUUUCUUCGUGUAGAGAAUGGCCGGGUUUUCUAGUAUGGCUCUUGAUAAGCCAGCGAUUCCAUAAAUAUGGGAGUUCUGCAUUCUUCCAUUUUUGGCCGCCUGUACGGCUCAAAUGUGUUUUGCUGAAGGAAACAAGCUCAGGGUCUUGUGGCUCCCAGGGGCUGUCCUUAUUUGCGCAUAUUUAAUAGGUUUACUCGAACUUUUCACUUGAAAUAAUUGACACCAUCUUUUGCGCACGCUCCUUAAGUGGUUGUUUCCUGUCAAAGCCUGGUUAAUGGUCUAGAAGUUAUUUGUAAAUGAUUUUGGAAUGCUAAUAUUCUGGUAACGGGACAGAAGCUUAGGGGAGACAAUCGUGGUGAAUGUCUGUCCAUUAAUUAAUAUUCGGUGGUCAAAUCUAUGAACUAAUGGUAACAUAAUCAGGUGUUAUCAUUGCCUAAGUUGCAUUAGGCAGCAGCUGCAAGGGGUUUAGUCCUGGAUUUGGAUAUCUAGCAUGUUUUCACUAAACAUCUUGUGUAGUUUACUUGUGGUAUUACCGAAUCAUUUAGAUUCUACGCAAAAUUCUUGUUUUUGCUGCUGUGGCUGCUCAUAUGCAUUGCUGUAUAAAUAACAAGAACAAAUUCUUCUCCUCUUGUGGUGGGAUGCAUACAAUUGAAAUUCCUCGAUGACUUGUUGGUGCAUCACUGUUCAGCUAUGGUCAAAUAGCACGGACUCCAGAUGGCUCUUGGAGGGACUUGGUGUCAGAAUAUGGCUGCUAAAGCUAGAAAUGAUCA